Messenger RNA from Orbilia oligospora ATCC 24927, 771 nucleotides. RefSeq lists its product as uncharacterized. NCBI's taxonomy places the organism in Eukaryota, Fungi, Ascomycota, Orbiliomycetes, Orbiliales, Orbiliaceae. The record is from RefSeq and is a predicted model, not a curated record. Bases 1 to 771 code for a protein of 256 amino acids. The transcript has 2 exons. Gene Ontology annotation, molecular function: protein binding.
AUGUCCGCGUCAGCAAUAGAAGACGACUUUGGGGUCGCAUUACUAGUUGCUCCUCCAAAGGCCCUUAAAUACAGCAGCGAAACCUCUCCAACCCAACAAAAUAAAACCGGUAAAGCCUCCGAUAAGAAAUCUCAGGAAGCAAUAUCAGCUAAGUCUGUCCUUGGCCACAUGCUCAAAGACCCGGACUUCACAGAUGUAAUAGUAUAUGUCGGGGGCGAUAAGGAACCUUUCCAUCUCCACCGUGAUAUCAUCUGCCAGACUUCUGGGUUCUUCAAAGCUGCCUGCAAACCUGGUAGUUUUAAAGAGAGUAUUGAGAAAGAGAUCAAACUGCCAUCCGUUCAUCCAAUUACCUUUCGAAAGGUGAUUUCGUGGCAAUAUCAGCAGGGGUAUGAAACACAUUGGACCAAUGGCUUUAACGACUACAUCAUCUUCAAAGCAGCAGAUUUUUUACAGAUCCAAGGCCUUCGCGAAGAGGUUCUAGAAAGCUUAUGGGUGUUCUCUGUAUGGGAAAAGCUUUGCGAUUUGUCGGAGGAGGAAAUUCAGCAAGUUGUGGAUAAUUUUGCCAAGAUCUGUGAGCUUUGUGGCAAUUCUGAUCUUCCAAAUUUGAUCCCUAUCGCGCCGCAUAUUGGGGCACAUUGGAAUUUCAAGGCGGGUGGAAUCUUAGGCUCAUUGAACUCCGGAGUUUAUGGGAAUACCUUCGUGGCAGUGAUGCUAGAGGCUCUAGCUCUUCAGCGUAAUCCUUGUGGAUGUAGCGACAACGAUUCCUCGUAA